AUGUCUCUUGCAAAGAACAUCCUCCUCUUCGGUGCCACGGGUAAUAUCGGCACAUUCAUCCUCGAUGCCAUUCUACCCGUGCGCUCCCAAUUUGGCCGUAUCGCCAUCUUCACUUCCCCGCACACAGCACAAACCAAAGCUGCGCAGCUAGAGAAGCUCAAACAACAAGGCGUCGAGGUGAUCACAGGCAAUGUCGAAGACGAAGAAGCAGUCAAGGCCGCAUAUGCAGGAAUCGACACUGUGAUUUCAGCAUUGGGUCGCAAUACCCUAGCGCAGCAGAUCCCCCUCAUUCGUCUAGCAGCUGCCAGUAAAGAUGUGAAAUGGUUCCUCCCGUCAGAAUACGGCACAGAUAUCAAGUACGGGCCUGCCUCGGCAAAUGAGAAGCCGCAUCAGCAAAAGCUGAAGGUGCGCGCGUAUCUCGAGAACGAAGUCUCACGAGAAGACCUUGCCUACUCAUACGUUGUGACCGGACCUUUUGCCGAGAUGUACCUUGACCUAGUGCCUGGGCUUGAGGAAGCAGGUGGAUGGGAUGUCAAGGCACGUAAAGCAGUAUUGCUGGGUGAGAAAGGCGCGAAGAUUAGUUUGACGACUAUGCAAGAUGUUGGAACUCUGGUUCGAAACACCCUGCUUCAUGCCACGGCUGAAACACGCAAUUCCGCGCUAUGUGUCAAUUCGUUUACUACCACCCCAGACGAGAUUCAAGCAGAGUUUGAACGCCAGCUUGGGGGUCAACCAUGGGAGGUAUCACGCACGUCUCUGGAGAAGCUGCGGGAGCUGGAGGCCGCGGCUUGGGAGGCUGGAAAGCCGUCCGCCACGGUGUUGACUUUGCGGCGGAUUUGGACGGAGGGAGGCACGCUGUAUGCUAAGCGAGCCAACACAAUUAUUGGGGAGCCGAAGGUCAUGGGUUUGCAAGAGGUUGUUGCGAAUGAAAUCGCACGGGUAUCGAAGCUGUAG
Penicillium salamii is the source of this 954-nucleotide messenger RNA. The record is from the annotation of a GenBank genome assembly. NCBI's taxonomy places the organism in Eukaryota, Fungi, Ascomycota, Eurotiomycetes, Eurotiales, Aspergillaceae.